AUGAAUAAUUUUAGAUUGUCAACUUAUAAAGGUAUAGCUGUAGCUUUAACUCAAGAAGAAAUAGAAAAACUAUUAAAUGCAGGAUCUACAGUUGAACGUCUUUUAGAUGGAAGAGUUAUAGAUCGUGACACUAAAAAAGUACUACCAAGACAAGUUUCUUGUAUAUAUCAAAUAUGUGAACAAGAUGGUGCGGUUUUAUUGGCGAAUUCUUUAACCGAAGCUGCUGCAAUUGUAGGGUUAUACCCUGACACUUUAAGUAAAUACUUAGAUAGUGAACAAUUAAAUGGGGAGUUCAUAGAAAUUAAAAAUCAUAAAAUUAAAAGAGUAUGUGUUUUUUCUUAG
This is a messenger RNA of Bipolaris zeicola 26-R-13, 342 nucleotides long. RefSeq lists its product as uncharacterized. The coding region runs from base 1 to 342 and encodes 113 amino acids. The transcript has a single exon. The record is from RefSeq and is a predicted model, not a curated record. NCBI's taxonomy places the organism in Eukaryota, Fungi, Ascomycota, Dothideomycetes, Pleosporales, Pleosporaceae.